Rotaria sp. Silwood1 is the source of this 2677-nucleotide messenger RNA. The record is from the annotation of a GenBank genome assembly. Lineage: Eukaryota; Metazoa; Rotifera; Eurotatoria; Philodinida; Philodinidae.
GACUCCAGUUGUGGCCAUGCUUCAAUAUCUGCUAUUAUUUGCCGUCCCAGCGAACCAGAUAUGAUCAUAAAUACCUUUUCAUUUUUAAUGGCACUGAGAAAAUCAAUGCAUUCUUGAGCAUCUUUAAAUGUUUCGAUGCUUGCUAUAACACGUCGCAGACGUCGAAACGAUUUCUUGAAAUCGUCAUUGGAUUCAUCCAAUUUGGCAUCAAGCCAUAGAAGCCGGAAAUUUUGAAGCUCUCGACGCCUAGGUCGAGGCAGCACAGCAGCAGCACGAUUGUUCGCGUUGGUAAUAGUGGUGGUGCUAGGCAUCGCUGCUGCACCACUGAUAACAGUUGUUGUCGACUUUUGUUUGCUCAUUGUAAUCGAACGAAUGAAUAUAAUCUGUGAAACGAAGUCCCCUAUAUUUAUAAUUGUUAAAUUUUUUGUUGGUUAACAUCAUUCCUUUUCUGACUUGUGGCUACAGACUUCAAGAACCUCUACUAUCUGGUUCAUUUUUGUUUCAAGAGUGUUACUGACAAAAUACAUCGAACCAUAAAUAAAGAAGAAUGGCUAAGGAAACAAAUAGUCGCUGAGGACGGACGACAUCACUAGUCCGAAAUAUCGAAAAUACCUGUCUUAACUAGUUAUCCUGACAUGAAAACUCCUGCAGCUACGUCUGAAUUAGUCCAGAAUGUCCUCAAACUUCGACAUGUCUAACCCGUUUCUCUAUCUAAUCAAUCCAGAUUAGUCGGUAGACCAGAAAAAGAGUAUUUCUAAAAGUAAAAAUUGUGCCUUUCAUUACUGGUACUCGCGUUGAAAUUAAUGCAUAGAAACAGUUACUCUGUUUAAUAUGUUUUACAAUAAGAUUGUUUUAUACAUACAAGAUUCUGCAACCAAGACAAUCGAUUGCAUGUAUCAUCAAGCGAAGUUCUCGUAAAACUACUUUAUAAACAUAAAAAUAACACAUGUUUAUGUACCGUCAUUUUUUUUUGUGUGUAGCUACUCUUUACUUUUCACUUUAAUUUUCUUACUAGUCUAAUAAUGUUAGAAACUAAAUACACUUACGUGCUAUGUAAUGUUGGAGUGUAGCAAAUUUUGUUUUGUGUGCUUGCAGUCGAUUUUAUUCUGUAUUUAUCAUUGGCAAAAUUACUUGGUUUUUUCCCACAAACGUAUAUUUACAUGAAUCAAUGAAGCAUGACUUUUUCAUCAUGUAAACGACUUUUUCGACCAUGUGUUCGUCAUAAAAUACGUUUCGUUUUUCAUAUAUUCUACUUCUUCCUUUUUUACCUUACCUUUGCGUUUCGUGUUGUUGCAAUGAUAAAAAGUACACUGAUGCUUGUAUAAGCGUAAAUUUGAGUUAUGAUGAUUCAUUAGACUUUGAACUUUAUUCUAAUCUCUAUAUAAAUAUUUUCUAUCGUAAAAUUUUUUUUGAAAUUGAUAAUUAUAGAAGUAGUGUUGAAAGCUUCAAAAUAAAUAAAUGAAAAAUUUUAUAUUUUUUAUUUUAUCGUUCGAUGUAUGAAAAACUCUAUUUAUCACUCAAACUUCGUUAGAUGCAUCCGAAGAAAGUAUGGCGAAUGUGCUUUAAGAAGACUCAGGCAUUUUGAGAAGUGGGUGUGAGUGUUUGUAUUGCUUAUCCCUACACAUCCCGAUCCUCAAUUAUUUGGUUUAAAUAUCUAAGAACUUCAAUCAUAAUCAAGCAAUAAUCAACAAUCAGUAAAUAGAAGUAAAAAAUAUUGAUACAAAUGAAUAACCUCUUUCAAUCAGUAUUCAACAAAUAAUGAAUGAUUUUAAUUUCAAUGUAAAUCUUUUUUUAGUGUGUUGAUAUGGUAUGUUAUAUUUUUUUACAACAUAAUGAUCAUAAUGUUGUAUCAAGUUCAUUGGAAACACAUGAAAUUAUACUUAAAUAUUCAAAUUUAUUUGAUUUUGAUCAAUUAUUAAUUUCAACCCCAAUUGGAUCUAUAGAAGAAAUUCGUGUCAGUGAAGCCUUAAAAACAGAUAUUACAUAUCUUUUAUCUUUAUGUGAACACGGUAAUCUACAUGUACGUGGUGCAUGUGCAAAUUUUCUUGCUACAUUAAUUCCAACAACAAAUCAUCUUUUAACACUAUCAUCAUUAUCAAAUUCUUUUAUUAAUCAAUGUUCACUUGUAUCAACUGAUUCACAAGACAGUUCAAGUCAUGCAUUUACAAUCAUAGGAAUUAAAUUAUUAGAAGAUUCUAUUCAACAUAUUACAAGUUCCUGUAUUCUUGCUCAAGUUAGUCUAGCUCAACUUAUAGAUGAUAUUGAUUUUCGAAUAUUAACUUAUCUUGAACAACAACAAAAACAAUUAAAACAAUAUAUCCUGAUAUACCAUUUUACUUAUUGUAUUGCUGAAUUUCUUGUUAUGUUAUCCCAUGAUACACUUCAUUCAAAACGAGUUAUUAAAAUACAAGAUUUAAUAAAACAUUAUGAUUCAUUAUUAGCAAGUGGACAUGAACCUGAAACACAUACUUUGGCAGCAUUAGAACCAGUUUUAUAUGAUUUUUUUUCUUAAGCAUGGUGGUCACCAAUAUUAACACCAUCAUCAUUAAUAACACAUUUAUCUAUAAGUAGUCAAUUACAAUCUUAUUGUGAUUUAAUAUAUCAUCAUGAGUUAUAUGUUGAACAUUUUAUAUCAAUAACAACACAUUAUCAAUUAUUAUUAUUAUUUUUUAUUUGA